Closterium sp. Yama58-4 is the source of this 2709-nucleotide messenger RNA. The record is from the annotation of a GenBank genome assembly. NCBI's taxonomy places the organism in Eukaryota, Viridiplantae, Streptophyta, Zygnematophyceae, Desmidiales, Closteriaceae.
AUGAUUACCAUUCGCGCCCCUGGCUCUCCGGAUCCGCGUCCUCCACCGUACCAUCUCUCCCCCUUACUAGUAGCCCGUCAGCGUCCGCUGUAUUCGGCGCGAGAGCAACGAGCUCGCCGUGCCGCUGUGGGGUGGAAUGUACCGCCAACCGCUGUUACUGUAGCUAAGAUUGCAUCGACGGCGGCAGGGAGAUCGACGGCUUCGAGCGGAAGGAGAUCGACGGCUGUAGCUGAGCGUCGCCUGUGGUCUGUAUCUCGUGAUGGCUCGGCGGCGGCGGUUCUAGCGGAAUCAGAGCCAGGGGGGGAAGCGGGGUCGGGGGAGGGGAAAGAGAGUUCGGGUGCGAAGUCAGAGGCAGGGGAAAGUGGGUUGGAAAGUGGGGACGAGGGCUCGGGAGCGCCAUCGACAUCAGCAGAUGCAGCACACAUUCUGGGAGUAGAGUCGACGCCAGGAACCCCGGCAUUAGCAGCAGCAGGAUUGGCAGCAGGUGGGGACGCGGGGGGUGUGGCGUGGGGGGAGUGGGGGGAGUGGCGUUAUGCGGUGGGGGGGAGGUUGGCGCGGGCGGCGGGGGAGGCAGGGCGGGUGGUGGGGACAGCGCUGCCGCCGGAGUCAGCAGUGCUGCUUACGGCGUGCGUGGUGGGACUCCUCACUGGCGCCUCUGUCUCUCUGUUUAAUGAAGCUGUGCACGCCAUCCGAGACACAGUGUGGCAGGGCGUGCCUCCCGCCGAGGGCUCCACGUGGCUGCGCAGCCAGUCAGUGGCCGCCACGUGGCACCUGCACAUCUUUGUUCCCCUGGCGGGUGGUGUGGCGGUGGGCAUCCUCAACACCGUCCGAUCAGAGAUCAAGGACCUGCCAUUGUCAGCCGCUCAGAAUCUCGUGGCUGUGCUGCGGCCGGUGCUCAAGGCAGUGGCAGCGGCGGUGACGCUGGGCACGGGCAACAGCUUGGGGCCGGAGGGGCCGAGCGUGGAGAUCGGGGCGAGCGUGGGGAAGGGGGCGGGGAAGGUGGUGCAGGGGGGUCGAGAGAGGACCAUUGCUCUUGUUGCUGCUGGCUCUGCUGCUGGUAUUUCUGCGGGUUUCAAUGCAGCGGUAGCAGGGUGUUUCUUUGCACUCGAGUCUGUCCUACGCUCGUCCGUAUCCUCCGCGCCCGCCUCUCUCACCACAGCCAUGGUGCUGCUCUCCUCUGUGCUCGCCGCCGUCGUCUCACAGCAGAUCCUUGGCUCCGACCCCGCCGUGCAGAUUCCCCUCUACGAGUUCAGAUCGCCAGCAGAGUUGCCCCUCUACCUGCUGCUCGGCCUGUGCUGUGGGGGGGUGUCCAUCGCACUCACACGCUCAGCCCGCCUUGCCACACACGCCUUUGACCGCCUGCUGCUACUCUCCCCGCUGCCCCCUGCGCUGCUGCCGGCCCUGGGAGGGCUGUCAGUGGGAGUGAUCUCCCUGGCCUACCCCGAGGUGCUCUACUGGGGCUUUCAAAACAUCAACGACCUACUCGGCUCCAGACCUCUCGCCAGUGCGCCGCAGGUCGACUUCCUCCUCCAACUGGUCGCCUUCAAAGUCGUUGCCACGGCCAUCUGCCGCGGGUCGGGCCUGGUGGGCGGCUUCUAUGCGCCGUCACUGUUCAUUGGGGCGGCACUAGGGCAGGCGUAUGGGCGGCUGGCCAGUGACGUGCUGGUGGCUGUCGACCCCGAAUAUAAUCUCCAGUGGAUCCAAGUGGCUGCCCCGCAGGCAUAUGCCAUGGUGGGCAUGGCAGCAACGCUAGCCGGGGUGUGCCAGGUGCCACUCACAUCAGUGCUGCUGCUCUUCGAGCUCACCCGUGACUACCGCAUCAUUCUGCCCCUCAUGGCCGCUGUUGGCAUCGCCGCUUGGAUCGCUGCUCCUGCCACCACCCCACCAUCAUCCCCAUCACCACCAGCAGCAGCAGAAGCAGCAGCAGAGUGCACCAGUGGCGGCGACUACACAGAUUUCUCGGACGACUCGGCAUCGCUGGACGUGCGCGAUGGCGUGCUGCUGGAGGAGCAGGUGCAGCGCGCCCUGCCGGUCUCUGCUGCCAUGCGCCCUGCCUCGAGCCCCGCUGUUGCCGCCGUGCCGCUCAUGCUGGUGCAGCCGCGUGAGUACAGCCGGCAGGGAAGAGGAGAUGGAGAGGCAGGGUAUAGGCCACAGGCAAGUGGUGUGCGGGAGGAGGAGUAUAGGGCACAGGAAAGGGGUGGUGAAGAGGUGGAGUCCAGGCCGAGUUUUGAGACGUCUCAAAAGUCGGAAUCAGGUGGUGAAGAGGUGGAGUACAGGCCGAGUACGGUGGGCGAGGCAGUGGCAGCGAUGGUGGCCAGCCGGCAGUGGUGCUGCGUGGUGGUGGGGGAUGGGGGGCGGUUGGAAGGGCUGCUUACACUGGUGGACGUGCAGCAGGAGGUGGAGAGGAGGAACUUCUGGGCACUGGACUUUGAGGCACCUUCAAAAAAGCUAUCUGCGGUUGAUGCCUCCCACAUGCCCCUUACCCCCCCAUUGGCCUGCCUCUCCAUUCUGCCCCCCUCUCACCCCCUUCCCUCUCCGCCUCCAUCUCUCCCUCCCCUUGUACCCUCUCUCCCCCUCUCUCACCCCCUUCCCUCUCCCCCUCCAUCUCUCCCUCCCCUUGUACCCUCUCUCCCCCUCUCUCACCCCCUUCCCUCUCCGCCUCCAUCUCUCCCUCCCCUUGUACCCUCUCUCCCCCUCUCUUCUCUGUAG